CGCCUGGCGCAUGCGCCUCGCCCCCUCCGGCGCGGGGAGGGGGAUGCGGACGGGGGAAGAUGGCGGCCUCGAACAACCCGCGGAAAUUCAGCGAGAAGAUUGCGCUGCACAACCAGAAGCAGGCGGAGGAGACGGCGGCCUUCGAGGAGGUCAUGAAGGACCUGAGCCUGACCCGCGCCCACCGGUUACAGCUGCAGAAAACCCAAUAUUUGCAACUGGGACAGAGUCGUGGCCAGUACUACGGUGGGUCACUGCCAAAUGUGAAUCAGAUUGGAAACAGUGCCAUGGAUCUGCCCUUCCAGCACAACGGAGCUCUGGCAGAAGCCUUUGGAGCAGUUCCUGUCUCUUUGACUCCAUUUCAGUCAUCAGGAUUGGACACGAGCAGAACAACUCGGCAUCAUGGUCUGGUGGACAGAGUGUAUCGUGACAGAAACCGUCUUGGCUCCCCACAUCGACGCCCUCUCUCUGUGGAUAAACAUGGACGACAAGUGGACAGCUGUCCGUAUGGCACUGUGUAUCUGUCGCCUCCAUCAGACACAAGCUGGAGAAGGACAAACUCCGAUUCUGCCUUGCACCAGAGUACUAUGACUCCAGCUCAGCAAGAAUCCUUUUCAGGAGGGUCACAGGACAUGCAGCAGAAAAGAGUUUUAUUACUGACUGUCCCUGGAAUGGAGGAAACCACUUCUGAGGCAGACAAAACCCUCUCUAAGCAAGGAUGGGACACUAAAAAGACUGGGUCAUCAAGGCCUAAAUCAUGUGAAGUUCCAGGAAUCAACAUCUUUCCAUCAGCUGACCAGGAGAACACUACCACGCUGAUUCCUGCUACGCAUAACACAGGCGGCUCCCUGCCAGACCUGACGAACAUCCAUUUCCCUUCCCCUCUCCCAACACCGCUGGAUCCCGAGGAAUCCACAUUCCCAGCCCUGAGUAGCUCCAAUAGCACCGGAAAUCUUGCUGCCAACCUGACUCACUUGGGCAUCAGCACUGCCAGUCAGGGAAUGACCACGACGCCAGCCCCUUCCCAGCAGCACCGCCAGCCAGCCGUCAGCCCCCUCUCCUUGAGUGCAGACUCCAGACGACCACAGUCACAGCAGAUGUCUCCUACGCUUUCCCCUUUGUCACCAAUUACUCAGGCCGUGGCUAUGGAUGCAUUGUCUCUGGAGCAGCAGCUUCCCCCAUACCCAUUUUUUACCCAGACAACUUCCCAGCAACAGCAGCAGACCCAGGUGGCAAGUACCCUGCCUCAGAACACUCCUUUAAUGCAGACCUCUGGUUUACAGCGAGGAACACAGCUCCCCCCGCUCUCCGUCACGGUACCUUCUACCAUCCCACAGUCACCUCCGGGUAGCCAGACCCAGCCGUCGAUGGGAAUAGACAUCAACUCGGCUUCACUCCAGCAGUACCGCAGUAAUGCUGGAUCCCCAGCCAACCAGUCUCCCACCUCUCCUGUCUCCAAUCAAGGCUUCUCUCCUGGCAGCUCCCCUCAACAUUCUUCCAUUCUGGGGAGUGUAUUUGGUGACUCCUAUUAUGAUCAGCAGAUGACAGCUAGGCAGGCUAAUGCCCUAUCCCAUCAGCUUGAACAGUUUAAUAUGAUAGAAAACGCCAUUAGUUCCAACAGCCUGUACAGCCCUUGUUCCACCCUUAACUACUCCCAGGCAGCCAUGAUGGGACUUACCGGCAGUCAUGGCAGCUUGCAGGACUCGCAGCAGCUGAAUUACUCCAGCCAUGGAAACAUCCCCAACAUCAUUCUUACAGUGACAGGAGAAUCUCCUCCCAGCUUAUCAAAAGAACUGACCAGCUCUUUGGCAGGAGUGGGAGACGUCAGCUUUGACACGGAUUCCCAGUUCCCUCUGGAUGAACUCAAAAUUGACCCUUUAACCUUGGAUGGACUGCACAUGCUGAAUGACCCAGACAUGGUCCUCGCCGACCCCGCCACAGAGGACACGUUCAGGAUGGACCGGCUGUGAAGCGCGGACACCAGGAGCGUGGGAGUGACGCUUGUUCCUGGAGCCCAGCCGAACUAGAGAGUCCGACGGGUCAGUCGUGUCAGAACAGGAGCUGCCGAGAGCAGCAGCUCUGUCCUGUACAACAUGUACAAUGAGUAAAGCUUGUCGUUCUAAGCUUGCAGCGCUGCAGACCCCUACUCCCUGUCGCGCCGUAUUUCACCCCUUACCCGCUCAUUGCCAUUAAUGAGUAAGGAGUUUCCAUCGGCCUUUUCCUCUCCAGAGCCCCCCCUUCCCCCCCCACCAAAGCUCCAGCAUUAAGUUGUCGGUUUAUCCUUUGCACUAGAAAGGGGGUGGUUUUUUGGGCAGGCGAGGGAAAGUUCGGAGCCGAGGGUAAAGAGAUUCUUUCUAACGUACCGAAUUGUUGGCUGCUGUUUGAGCCGGGGAGGGGGAGGCGCCGACUACGCUCCCCUCCCCGCUGAUUCGAAGGCAAAUCUCCGCGUUGCCACCUCUGGGAGGGGCUGGGGGUGGGGGCGCUUCGGCGGUUUUGACUCUGCUUUGUGACAGCUGCUUCGUAGAGUGAAACGCUGCUUCCUUUAUCGAUAUGCCGUGUCUGUUUGCAGGUCUGUCUCCCUGCCUGUCGUCCCGCGCCCGCUGCCUCUUCGCACGCCCUGAGCAAACGCGCGUACUUGGCAAAGCGGAAAAGCAGCCUGGCAGCCCCGCGGCCUUCUGCGGCCGGCUGGUCAGAAAAAAGGCGACUGUAAACACUAUUUUCAAAGCUGUUUUUUUUUUGAAAACAAAUAUAUAUGUAAUAUAUAUAUUUAUAAAUAUAUGUAUACAUAUAUAGAGAGCAUUUCUGAGCACACAAAAAAGUACUAUAAUUCAUUACUUGAUUAGCACGGAGGAAGGAUCAGAGCAUUUUAAAGCAGCUAAAAGACCGUAGGAGACUAACUUGCAGAGCAUAUUUCUAAUUUUACUUUGUGAGAGAUUCCUGGGCAACAGGAAGGGCAUUUCUCUAGCGAUGCCUGGCUCCAACCACGAUGACUAUUUUUAAAUUUUUUUAUUCUUAUUCAUUACUUAUUCUGUUACCAUUAUUUAUGAUCUUUUUGGGUUGUUUUUUUUUUUUAUUUAAGUAUUUGGAUAUUAGGAAAGUAGCUAAACUACAUACAGCCGACUGAAGCACUCUACGUAAUACUUGUACAGUACAUCUUUGUUGUGUUUUUAUUCCAGAAAUAUAUUAUAUAUAUUAUAUAUAUAUAGGUAUUUUUAACUAACUGGAAUUUUAAACAGAUGCUGAGCAGAUAAGGAAGCCUAAGGCAAGUCUAGAUGUUUUCCUUUUAUAUAGUCAAAACAGGGUGGCAGGAACUUAGAUAUUCCUUCUUUCACCCUGGGGAAAAAAUAGCUUGCUCCACAGUGACUAGUACUGUAUCCUCAACCAGGCUGCGAUCCUGGUAAAUCUAGAACAGGCUAUUUCUGUUAGUCCUCGUUGGUAUUCUGUGCUGCGGCAUGACGGACUCGUGAACGACACUUUAUCAAUGGCAGAUUUAAAGGAGGAAAAAAAAAACAAACCAACAAACCCCAAACGCAACCACAAAGCACCCACCGGCCCUGAGCCGGCGGUUUCCCGGGGGUGCCACGGCUGAGUUGGUGGCGGUCCCCAGAUCCCUGCGCUUGGGACUCUCUAUCAAAUCUGCAAAGAGCGUUUAAAGAUUUAUCGAGAGCCCAGCGGGGCCGUAGCAAUUGCCGGGGCACGGUGAAAACGUUGCUCCCGUUACGCUGUGAUCCGCGCAGUGACAGAACCCCCGAGGGCGCGGCCCUUCCCUUCAGCACAAGUUGGGAAUUAACGUUAUUUUGAGUCUUAUUAACAAACUAAAAAUUACGUUGGGCCUAACGCCCCCAGCGCGAGGUGAACCUGCUGGGGCGGCGCGCUCCCGCGCAGCAGGGGGCUGAACACCCGGUCUUGUUUAAUAGCGCCUCAAUAAAAGAGCCCGGUUCCGUUUUCAUUCCGAGACGGGGUUGCGUUUUGCUGACCCCCGCCCCGCUCUGGCAUGCAUCUGCUCCCUCCCGACUCGGUCUGCAUCAGCUGGAUUCGCUUUUUGUCUAAAAACGUGUCCGUUCUUUCUCAGCUGUCGCCACUUCCGAGCAAAACAAACCCCCCUCAGCGCUUCUCCCCGUCCCAUUGCCCUCGGGAGCGGUUCCCCUUGCUGUUCUCGGCAAGCGACGCCGCCGGCCCGCGGAGGAGCUGGCCUGCUCUUAAUGAGUUAUACUAGUUUCUGUGUGCUUCCAGAAAUCGGCGGGACGCCGCCCCGAGAUUCACGCAAACGCUGCUGAGCAGAGCCGUUGUUGGGAUCUCUCUAAUCCGGGUGCGUGUUUGCUCACGUUUGUGCCAUUCGUUGACCAUUUGCACUAAAAACGUCGUGUUUUUUUUUCCUUUUCGAUCCCUCGGCUUCCCCGCGUCUCUCUUGUUCCUUCCCGCGCACCUGAAAGGUCAGCCUGCAUCUUUGUUCAUGGGCUUUGUCCGGAUUUAAGCCCAGCGGUACCUGUUAACUCCCGGUGCCCGCCUGUUCCAGAUCGCUGAUGCUUUUUCGAUUUAAGGAGGGGGGGGAAGGUAGCUUCGAACAGGCCGCCCUGAAAGAACAGGCGUAAUUUGGGCACAGGCGACUCGGAGUCCACAGGUACGGCGCGAGUCGAGUCCGCUUCUUGCGGCUCACGUAGUUCCUCGGUGGGAUUUCUGUCUGGGUCGCGCUCUCGUUGGAAUGACUCUCGUGCAUGUAAAUUCUUGUUUGCGAUCUAUUUUUUUUUUUUUAAAAACCAGAGUCACUUCGGAAGGAAGCGUCCGGGUGGGAGAUGGGAUUCCUCACUGGAGACUUUUACAGGGAGCUGUCGCUAAAUGCUACCUUCUAAUUUUUUUUAAACUACAUGUGUAUAUAAGAGAUCUUGUUUAUUAGACUUGUAAGUAGACAUUUAAAAUGGCCUUAAUUUAAAAAAAAAAAAACAAAAACAACAAAAACAAACCAUGUCUGGAUGCAACUGUCAAAAUUAGGGACCAUCUAGUUGAGAGAAACCCAGGUUUCGUUCCUCUCGCGCGGGGCAAGCGGCGAAGGGCGCUUCGGGAGCGGGAAAGGUGACGCCGGGGAUGCGUCACCCCGCAGGCCCCGGCCGCGGGCGGGCGAAGGCCGCUUCCAGCGCCGACCCUUUGAGAACCGGAGCAGUUACUUCAACAGCUCUUGGCGUUUUGCUUCCCGGAAGGCCGGUUUCCUGACAGCGCCGCGUAGGAGCUGCACGUCGAGAGGGGAAUUUUCUCCCCCUCUCCCCUUAAAAUACACGUUUUUUGUAACGUACGUGUGCAUAAGGCUGACUUGAAAGCAAAACCGAUGUAUUAAGUUGUCAGAUGAAAGCGCGGAGUGGAUCCCCGGUGUUUCCGGAACAAGCAAUCCGAUUUGAUUUGAAAAUUCAGUUUUCAUUUUCGAUGGUGCGUGGCAGGGUGAGAGCGGCCGGCCCUGCCCGCCCGGGGGCGGGCGAGAGCGGAAGGAGCAGCGGCGAGAAAAAAAACCCGAUCGCUUAGCAAAGAAAAAAAAAAACCAACAACAACAAAAAAGAGAAAAACAACCCCAAAAAGCAGUAGUAUUUAUAACUUUUUCAGUUCAAUGACGUUGAAACUGUCUGGUGUCUCAAAGGGUUACCGUCCAAACAUACCUGCUGAGUGAACCCCACCGUGUGUUUUAUAGAGAUAUAUAUAUAUAUAAAAAUAUAUAUAUAUAUUAAAAAGUUCCCGAGCUAGACUGUUGCAUUUGCCAAUACAAUGGGGAAAUAAUAGGAAUAAACCUUCGGUGUAUGAAAUACUGUGAUUUUUCUCAAAAGCGAAGCAGAGCUUUCCUUGCAGCGCGGGAGGGAGGGGUGGGGGGGGGUGGGGGGGCUCCUCUCGCUGUACAUAGCGACCCGCGUCCUCUUCCCGGCGAAUCUGCGCGGGCCGAGGGCGGCGCCGAACCCCGCGGCUCGCUACUGCUUCUGCAUGGCGGCGGACGCUUCGCCAGCGAGCUCUAACUGUGCAAAACCUUUCCUGUACGGAGAACCUUGCCUUUUAUUUUUUUUUUUUCCUCUUUUUUCUGUUUGUUUUUGGUUUUUUCCUGUUGUUUUUUGUUUUUUUUUUUAACGAGGGUUUCCAGAAAGAGGCUGCAAAUUAAUUUAAGCAAUUGUUAAUUAUUUGUCCAUUUCCUUAUUUUUAAUGGAAUUAAUUUUUUUAACAAGCGUGCCUGAGAACCCUGGCGCCAACCCGGGCGACACAAACGCUUACGGCUGAAAAGCGCGAGCUGCCCCUCUGAGUUUGCGUAAAAGCGGCAUCCAAUAACUCACGGAAUCGUUUAAACUUCCCUCGGAAAUAAGGUCUUGGCUGUGCUUGUUCGUAAAAGCUUGGAUUUCUGUAGAAAACAGAAUUAAGGCUUGAGAUCCGUCCCUUAGCGAGCACGGUACUCACCCUGGAAACCCCCCCUGUACACGAAGAAAGAGGGCAGCCCCCUCCUCGUCCCGCAGGUUCCCGACGCCCGCUGUGCUUUCAGGAGAAGGAAAAAAAGCGUUUAUUCCUCUGACAAACGGAAGCCCCGUCACUGUGAUGGCAAUGUGAAAGCGCAGGUAGCGUUUGUUACGUGUCUCUGUUCUUUUUACUAAAACAAAAAAGCAAAAAAAAAAAAAAAAAGGAAGAAAAAAAUUUGUAGUGUUCCUGUUCUUUGUAUUUUUAGUUGCGUAUUAUUUAUACUGCGCAGUGUAGGCAUGGAUUGCAUGUCGGUUUUCUAUGCGGGCACCAUGAUGACAUUAUAACUGUGUAUUAUAAAUCAUUUUUACCUUUUUAAA
Molecule: messenger RNA, 6791 nt
Organism: Phalacrocorax carbo (great cormorant)
Lineage: Eukaryota; Metazoa; Chordata; Aves; Suliformes; Phalacrocoracidae
Source: RefSeq, a predicted model, not a curated record